Messenger RNA from Acytostelium subglobosum LB1, 2679 nucleotides. RefSeq lists its product as hypothetical. NCBI's taxonomy places the organism in Eukaryota, Evosea, Eumycetozoa, Acytosteliales, Acytosteliaceae. The record is from RefSeq and is a predicted model, not a curated record. The coding region runs from base 1 to 2679 and encodes 892 amino acids. The transcript has 6 exons.
AUGGUCGACCACAGGGACAAAGACCUGUUUAGAGAGGACAUCAUCAAGUACUUGAAUGCAGAUGAUCAAUGCUUUGAAUAUGCCGUUGUUGCCAAGCUGGCUUGGGACGAUAACGAUAUAGAGGAUGACGAUACUCAACCACAAAUACUCGUCAAAGGUGUAAAGGACCUCAAUGACAAGGUGGAUGAAGUGGUUGAAGACGAAGAAGAUUACGUCGACGACGAUGACAAUGACGAUGACUAUGACGAAUAUGAAGAAGACUUUGAUGACGACGACGAUGAUGAUGAUGAUGAAGAUUACCAUGACGCAAAGGACCAUACAGAUGGCACAAAAGCAGCAUAUGUGAGACCUCAUGGUGAUGAUAUCGAGGAUAGGAUUAACAGGUACAGAUUCAAAAACACAACUACUGGUGUACUUCUUCAAAAGAUCAAUGGAGAUCUGAUCGAGAUGGAGUAUGAGCAAUUGACAUUGGUUGACAGGGCUCUUUAUCUUGCAGAGACUGUUCAGCGAUCAAAGGAGCAAGGACAACAACUGGGCAAGGUUCUUUCGAUUCGAAGAAACUAUAACCUAUUGCCAUUCAACUAUGUCAUUAGUGAGCAGGGACAGAGCAAUCGACUUGGUCAGGACAUAACGCACUUGUUGACCAUCUCGAAGGUUCGACCUCCUAGUCCCUACGAGACUGGUGCUCUCGUCAUGGACAAGACCAAGAAGGUCAUUGGCAGUGUCGUUGGUGAGAAACUUGAACUACGUAUUCAAUCGAUUGAUCAACCAACACUGGUUGGCAACUUCCCAGCAACCCGAUCGAUCAUGGUCGAGGGUAACUAUGAUGACAGCUACUGUCCUGGUAAGAUUGUCACGAGCUCCAUUGGCAAAGGUCUCCUCCUUGAUGUGAUCCCAACCAAGGUCAACAUAAACUGGCAUUUCUAUAUUGAUGAGGACGCUGAUGUGCCAAACGAGAACAUGACACCAAAUGAUCUUAUUCUGCUCGAUGAUCAAUACAACUACUCAAUUCUUGGAGAGUCAGUUAUGUUUAAAAAGGAUGAUGAGCAAAUAGAACAAGGUGGUAUCAUUCUUUACACUGAAUCAUUUGUCAGAACACUGUGGCAAGAUGGAACAGUCACAGAGGAGCCUUCUAUUAGUCUACUCUGUGUGGACGACCUUGCCACUGACUACUUCCCUGGCGAUGUCGUCAUCCCCGUGGAGCAAGAAGGUGUUUGGGGCGUCGUACAGAGCUACAAUCCACACAACAGAACAUGCGCAAUCAAUUGGAUCAAAGAUGGAGCGAUUCAGAGUGAGAGCGAUGUCUCUGUCUACCUGAUAGAGUUUUUGGAGGAGUGUAACUUUGACGAGUCAGACUUUGUUUACUUCCUAUCACAAAGCGCAGACAGCAGAGGAGAUGCAGACAGUGACUUCAAAGGGGAUGUGGUUGGACAGGUCAUUGCAAAGCUGUGGGAUCAAUGCAAACUACUGGUCAGAUGGAACAAUGGCUAUGAGCAGUUGGUCUAUCCUCAACAGCUUGGAAUUGUUGAGGAGUUGGACAGUGACGAUGAGGAAUACAGUAACAAUGACUAUGACGACUAUUACGAAGAUGAGGACAUCAUUGACACACCACCACAUGGAAACUCAACAAAGUCUCCAUCAUCUGGAAGUCCUCGAUCACAUAAUAUUGAUGAGCUAGAAAGACUUACAAUACAACCAAACAACAGCAAUAUACCCAAUGGCAUCAUGACCAGACACGACAACGACACGACCGACAAUACCACCACAACUACCAACACCGACAGCACAGAUAAUAAUUAUAAUGAUGGCAAUAGAGACGAUUGUGGCUCAUUCGAACUACUGACAUCACUGGAGAAUCAUGCCUACUACAAUGAAAAGACAACGAUGACACCAAAGUUCCUUUCCACCAUCAACAAGGAAUUCCAAAUGCUUCAACAAUCACUACCCAAAGGAAUCUAUGUCAAAGCAUUCAGUGAGAAGAUGAACCUCCUACAGGCAUUGUUCAUUGGUCCAUCAGAUACAGUAUAUGAGAAUGGAGUAUUCAUAUUUGAUAUCUAUCUACCUACUCAGUACCCAUAUAUUCCACCCAAGGUAUUCUAUCACAGCGUAACAUACAAACUCCAUCCGAAUCUCUAUGUCAAUGGCAAUGUUUGUCUGAGUCUGCUGGGAACAUGGCGCGGAAACAAGAACGAACUGUGGCAGCCUGGUCUAUCAAACCUGUUGCAGGUGUUGAUCAGCAUUCAAGGACUGAUCCUUGGUUGCAAAGAACCCUACUUCCUGGAGGCAGGAUACGAAUCACAGAUUGGAACCAACAUUGGCAAACGAAAUUCAUCACUCUACAACGAAGAGGUCUAUCUGUUAACACUGGAGGCACUUCUCUUUUAUCAUCAGAACAAGCCAUCUGUGUUUGCUGACAUUAUCGAUAGGCACAUUGCUGAGAAACGAUCAGAAAUAUUGUCAAGAAUAGAUCAAUUCUUUAUAAGUACCAGUACAAACAACAACAACAACACAAGCGAUAUCAAUAAUACCGACAACAACAAUAACAACAAUAACAACAACAACAACAACAACCAAUCAUUGUUCCACAUUACACUCCCACCCAGUACAGGAUUUGUACUUCCUUUGAACAAACUUAAGACAAAGAUCGAGAAGAUAAAUGUUCCUCCUGUUGGACAAUAA